This is a messenger RNA of Penicillium riverlandense, 1791 nucleotides long. It is a transcript of the gene mrh4, whose product is annotated as ATP-dependent RNA helicase MRH4. Gene Ontology annotation, cellular component: nucleolus. NCBI's taxonomy places the organism in Eukaryota, Fungi, Ascomycota, Eurotiomycetes, Eurotiales, Aspergillaceae. Gene Ontology annotation, biological process: maturation of LSU-rRNA from tricistronic rRNA transcript (SSU-rRNA, 5.8S rRNA, LSU-rRNA). Bases 1 to 1791 code for a protein of 596 amino acids. Gene Ontology annotation, molecular function: nucleic acid binding; ATP binding. The transcript has a single exon. The record is from RefSeq and is a predicted model, not a curated record.
AUGGCCACCCUCCGAACGCGCCGCAAGGCAUCUCGAAUGGCCCUGUCUCCUAAUGCCGGAAGGAGCUCGUUGAAAAGUGCAAAGCCUAAUAGAGAUUGGAGGGGCCCCUUUUCUGGCAUGAACCAAACCGUGGCCCCCCGCAUUGGAGGCGCUGCACCACGCUCCAGGUCGGCAGCCGCGCAGAAGCGAUCCGGAGAAGACGACAAACCGGACAAGAAGAAGGAAAGCCCGCUGUACAAAGCAUUAAAAAUGCAGACAAUGCUGGCGCCAAUUGGAUAUGGCCGCCGGACGGCAAUCAAGUCCAAGAUUGCAAGCAUCACCAGCUUCGAUCAUUUCCCCUUACUGCCCGCGGUGCGACAGGCGAUUUUCUCCCAGGCGCUCCCGGGGAUCGCCAAUGUCACUCCGACACCGAUCCAACGUCUUGCCAUACCACAACUCCUGGACGAGGGAUCUGGAAACAAGAAAAAAGCAAAGAAGGAGGAGGCUGGCGAGCCACAGUACGACCAGUAUCUUCUCGCCGCAGAAACGGGCUCAGGAAAGACAUUGGCCUACCUGCUUCCGGUAGUGGAUGCAGCCAAGCGCAGCGAAGUACGCGACCUGGAAGAGCAGAAGGUGAUUGAGGAACAAAAGGCAAAAGAGCGAGAAGAGCGGCUGAAGAACCGCACAUUCGAGCUGGAGCCGGAGGAAGCGCCGAUGACUGAUGCUGGUCGUCCUAGAGUCAUCAUCUUGGUUCCUACAUCGGAGCUGGUGGCCCAGGUCGGAUCGACGGUCAAGGCUCUCGCCCAUACAGUCAAGUACCGGUCUGGCAUGAUCUCUUCAAACCUCAGUCCGCGUCGGAUCAAGAACACGCUCUUCCACCCGAGUGGAAUUGACAUUCUAGUUUCGACACCGCAUCUUCUGUCGUCUAUUGCCAAGACGAACCCUUACGUCCUCAGUCGUGUCAGCCACCUGGUCCUCGACGAAGCCGAUUCCCUGAUGGACAAAUCCUUCCGACCAACCACCACCGAGAUCAUCGACAAGGUCGCCCCGUCUCUCAAGAAAUUGAUUUUUUGCUCGGCCACCAUUCCCCGCAGUCUCGACACCCAACUUCGCAAACUCUAUCCGGACAUCAAACGAUUGACAACUCCCAAACUACACGCCAUCCCGCGCCGCGUGCAGCUGGGCGUGGUGGACAUCGAAAAAGACCCGUACCGCGGACACCGCAAUCUCGCCUGCGCCGAUGUGAUCUGGUCGAUCGGUAAAGCCGGUCCCGAGGAAUCUGCUGGGCAACUGGAGCAAUACAUGGAGCCGCGAGUGAAGAAGAUCAUCGUGUUUGUCAACGAGCGCGAGGAAGCCGAGGAAGUAGCAGAGUUCCUUCAGUCCAAGGGAAUCGAUGCGGUGUCAUUAUCCCGGGAUUCCAGCUCUCGCAAACACGAAGAAAUCCUGGCCGAAUUCACCGACGUCGCUACUCCCCCAACCUCCGAGGAGAUCAUGCUGGCCAACAAGCGCCGCAAGCAAGAUAAGGCUAUCCCCUUCGUCCUGGAGAAAGAGGACAGGCCCACCCGCCGUCUGGCCGACACCAAGGUCCUGGUGACCACCGAUAUCGCCUCGCGCGGUAUCGACACUUUGGCCGUGAGGACGGUCAUCCUUUAUCAUGUGCCGCACACAACGAUCGACUUCAUCCACCGUCUCGGCCGACUCGGCCGUAUGGGCAAGCGUGGUCGUGGUGUUGUGCUUGUCGGCAAGAAGGACCGCAAGGACGUGGUCCGCGAAGUGCGCGAGGGCAUGUUCCGCGGUCAAGCACUGAUCUGA